Molecule: messenger RNA, 925 nt
Organism: Rana temporaria (common frog)
Lineage: Eukaryota; Metazoa; Chordata; Amphibia; Anura; Ranidae
Exons: 11
Coding region: 38-925 (295 amino acids)
Source: RefSeq, a predicted model, not a curated record
UUUUUUGAAUGAUUUGUAAUUCUAUAGCUCAUGAAGAAUGAUAAUAAUCAAUUUUCCUCAUUACAGUGAAUCGUGGCAAUCAUGGUCCAAAUCAGCAUCACAAGAGAAUAUCGUGGAAUAUGAAAAUGACACUGAAAACUAUGAAAUUAUAGAUCCAGAUACGGAAAUAUUUGUGAACAUGCAGCAUUCAAACUCUAAAGCAUCCUCAGAGUAUGCAGAUAAAAGAUGUUUUGGAGCAGACACGAACAGCCCAAUGUCUACAGAAGAACAGAUGAUUGCUGCUACCAGCCAUGUUCACAUUAAUAGAAGAACAAAGAUUAUUAACCCUCGCCCUAAGGAGUCACAGUCAGUCAGAGAUCAAAAACAUUCCAGAAUGGACCACAGAGCUCCACCAAGAUUUAUUUCACAGAUUAACCCUCCGAACCACUGCAGUAGGAAAGAUUAUGAAUCAGAAAGUAAAAUGAUGGAUUCAGUUCCAUUUCAAGGUCCUCCUGUGGAUCGAACUUUAAAACCAGAAAAACUCUGUCAAGGCAAAGCUGGCUCCUCAGUAACUACACACAGCAACAAUGGAAGACCCAUACCAGAAUGCUCCAAAAAAAGGGAGAGAAUAGUCAAUAUACAGUCAAACACAUUUCCUGGUAAACUAUCAGCAGAGGAAAGCAAUGUAAAGGAAGAAGAUGCCGAUACAACCAUGGCUUCCAGAGAAAUUAUAGAUGUACAUCACCUUAAAGACUUAUUAAAACAACAGUCAGAGCUAUUCGAUCCAACACAAAUAUCAUAUACAGACAAUAUGAGAAAAAAACAAAUCUGGGAAGACACCUGUGAAGACAUAGAUCCACAAACCACCCUGGAAUGGAAAAAUGUUGCAGAAGAAGAAAAAGAAACCCAAACUUCCUCUCCAGCAAGCCUUGGAGCUGCACAGUAG